Messenger RNA from Onychomys torridus (southern grasshopper mouse), 1950 nucleotides. RefSeq names its product insulin like growth factor 2 mRNA binding protein 3 (gene Igf2bp3). Bases 22 to 1338 code for a protein of 438 amino acids. NCBI's taxonomy places the organism in Eukaryota, Metazoa, Chordata, Mammalia, Rodentia, Cricetidae. Gene Ontology annotation, biological process: nervous system development; regulation of gene expression. The transcript is spliced from 13 exons. The record is from RefSeq and is a predicted model, not a curated record. Gene Ontology annotation, cellular component: cytosol; nucleus; cytoplasm. Gene Ontology annotation, molecular function: mRNA 3'-UTR binding.
UAAAACAACCCCUCUGCCACAAUGAACAAAUUGUACAUCGGGAAUCUAAGCGACCACGCCGGCCCCGCGGACCUGGAAAGUGUCUUCAAGGACGCUAAGAUCCCGGUGGCCGGCCCCUUCCUGGUGAAGACGGGCUACGCGUUCGUGGACUGCCCGGACGAGGGCUGGGCCCUCAAGGCCAUCGAGGCGCUUUCAGGUAAAAUGGAACUGCACGGGAAGCCGAUGGAAGUUGAGCACUCGGUCCCCAAACGGCAGAGGAUUCGGAAACUUCAGAUACGAAAUAUCCCGCCCCACUUACAAUGGGAGGUGCUGGAUAGUUUACUAGUCCAGUAUGGAGUGGUGGAAAGCUGUGAGCAAGUGAACACGGACUCCGAAACCGCAGUUGUCAAUGUAACCUACUCCAGUAAGGACCAAGCUAGACACACAGAGGAGAUCCCCCUGAAGAUAUUAGCUCACAAUAACUUUGUAGGCCGUCUUAUUGGUAAAGAAGGAAGAAACCUUAAAAAAAUCGAGCAAGACACAGACACUAAAAUCACAAUAUCUCCGUUGCAGGAACUCACGCUGUACAAUCCGGAGCGCACCAUCACCGUUAAAGGCAGUGUGGAGACGUGUGCCAAGGCUGAGGAGGAGAUAAUGAAGAAAAUCAGGGAGUCUUACGAAAACGAUGUUGCUUCCAUGAAUCUUCAAGCACAUUUGAUCCCUGGAUUAAAUCUGAAUGCCUUGGGUCUGUUCCCACCCACUUCCGGGAUGCCACCUCCCACCUCAGGACCCCCCUCAGCCAUGACUCCUCCCUACCCACAAUUUGAGCAGUCAGAAACGGAGACUGUGCACCUGUUCAUUCCCGCCCUGUCAGUUGGCGCCAUCAUUGGCAAGCAGGGCCAGCACAUCAAACAGCUUUCUCGGUUUGCGGGAGCUUCGAUUAAGAUCGCUCCAGCCGAAGCACCGGAUGCUAAAGUGAGGAUGGUGAUCAUCACUGGACCACCAGAAGCUCAGUUUAAGGCUCAGGGAAGAAUUUAUGGAAAAAUUAAAGAAGAAAACUUUGUUAGUCCUAAAGAAGAGGUGAAACUUGAAGCUCACAUCAGAGUGCCAUCCUUUGCUGCUGGCAGAGUUAUUGGGAAAGGAGGCAAAACGGUAAAUGAACUCCAGAAUUUAUCAAGUGCUGAAGUGGUUGUCCCCCGUGACCAGACACCUGACGAGAAUAACCAAGUUGUUGUCAAGAUAACUGGCCACUUCUAUGCUUGCCAGGUUGCCCAGAGGAAAAUUCAGGAAAUUCUGAAUCAGGUGAAGCAGCACCAGAAGGCCCUGCAAAGUGGACCCCCUCAGUCAAGGCGGAAGUAAGGGCUCAGGAGACAGCCGCCACAGAGGCAGAUGCCAAACCAAAGACAGAUUUGCUUAGCCAACAGACGGGUCUGACCCAUCCAGAAUCACAUGCACGAAUAUUUCCCUAGCCGGUUGUUUCUGAGAACCAGGCAACACGAACUCCUGUCUCUGUGAGAAUGUAUACUUUAUGCUCUCUGAAAUGUAUGACACCCAGCUUUAAAAAAAAAAAAGUGGGGGUAGGGAAAGAGAACUCCGCACUUCCCUUGUGAUAUCGAAGUCUCACAGACAUGCUAAUUUUUAACAUCCUCCAUAAUGCCAGAAAUUGGCAUAAAUGGUACAUUCACUAAAUUCAUCAAAUAAAUCAGAAAAAAUAGAUCGUUCCUAAGUCCAAUGGUUGAAAUUGGAUCACAGUAGAAUUACCACAGGAACAUGAUGUUAAGCCAUUAGAGUAGAACUGUCGUUUCCUGUCUCUCUAACACUAACGAGGAUAAUCUAAGGGAAGUGCUGACCGCUGUUGGCGGGGUAUUAAGCGUGCAUUUUUACUCAACUACCUCAGGUAUUCAAUAAUACAGUUAAAAGCAAAAUUAUUCCUUUUUUGAAAUUUUUAUAUACUUUAUAAAGAAACUCCAA